Dendrobium catenatum is the source of this 1202-nucleotide messenger RNA. RefSeq lists its product as uncharacterized. Gene Ontology annotation, molecular function: ureidoglycolate hydrolase activity. The transcript has 5 exons. The record is from RefSeq and is a predicted model, not a curated record. Lineage: Eukaryota; Viridiplantae; Streptophyta; Magnoliopsida; Asparagales; Orchidaceae. Bases 364 to 924 code for a protein of 186 amino acids.
CCGGAAACAUCUCCGAGCAGCUCUCUCGCGUCGCGUCUUCUCCGAACAGCUCUCUCACGGGAAACAUAGCAGCUCCCCUUCUCUUCGAGCAUCUUUCCUUUCCCGUCUCCUAUCGGCCUCCUGUAAUCUCAAAAGGCAAAGCAUCGUUGCUUCGCAGGAGGUGUAGGGUUUGCCUUUCAUCUUCGUUGCACGCGUCGCUUCUUCGGCUCCUUAGUGGCUGUUCGACUUCGCUCCUUCGACGAUUAUCCUUUCCUGUCAGAUCGGAAGUUUCGACAUUUUGAUCGGAAGCAACAACGGGAGCUCGCUGGCGUUGAAGUAAUUUUUUAUAUAACAGAUAACUUAUUCCUUCAUCGGCGCAUUGAAAUGGCGAAAACUAUCAAGCUCAAGCCUAUGGAUGCGACGCCGGUGAGCUUCGCGGAGUUUGGCCAGGUGAUUUCCGCUUCUUCUGACAGGCAGAAGUUUGGACUGCAGGACGCUCAACUGGAGCUCCACCGCGGUACCCCGAGGUUCUAUAUCAUGCAUCUAGAAGAUCAAAAACUAAAGUUCUCUACGAUUACUCAUCAUGCUAGCGUGACCCAGUGCCUUGGUUCUGCUAGUGGUGAAGAAUGGUUCCUUGGGGUGGCCAAGUCUUCAAUUCUGGAAGAAGGAGCUGAAUUAAAUGAUGGCAUUCUGAAGACACCCGUACAAUCAAAAUGUGGCCAUAACUAUGUACCACCUCACCCAGAUGAUGUGUACAUGUUCCGCGUAACCGGUACCAAAUUUUUGAAGCUGAAUCGAGGAACUUGGCAUGCAGGACCGUUGUUCAAGAGCAAAACAAUGGAUUUCUACAAUUUAGAGCUAAGUGACACGAACAUAGUUGAUCAUACAACACAUGACUUCCAUAAGAACGAUGGGGUAGUCUUUUUAGUUGAGGAAGAUUAUUAAGUAGUCUUUCAAAGUUGAACAUGCAAUGAUGAACCAUAGACUCUUCUACUUGGGAUUGCUACUGGGAACUUUACAUGAAAUAAUUUGCAGUUUCUAUAGUUAUUUAUGUUGUUGCAUGUUUCAUUUAUGGAUUUUCAAGUGUAAAUCAGCAUGCUGUGUUUGAUUUGAAGAAUAACUUAUUGAUGUUUGAUUAAUGAUUGCGAUGUAAUUAAGAAGAAAAUUAUUAUGUUACAUAUGAUAGCUUUAAGUUUUUUCUAUAUCAAAAAAUAAAAGAAUAA